AUGGAGUCGCAACCAUCAGCACACAUGGUGCGGGCCGCACCCCCCCAGCCAACCUCGCCGGCGCACCCCCAGUGGCCGAGCCAGGCCGCCUCGACCGAGUACAGCUACGGAUACAACGAAAAGGACGACAGCAACUCACGACACCAGAGCCUCUACACCGAUCGUGGAAGCAAGUCGAGUUGUUGUGGCCGCGGUCGAGACUCGGUCAUCUCCCAUCCAUUCUCGCCAAAGCCCUCGUCCCCAAGUCCAGACAGCAGCAUCUCCUCCAUCAUCGACCACAGCAAACGGCACUCCUCUGCCACUGACUAUCGCCACUCGUCUGCACUAGACGGCCAGAACAUACAAUAUCCACCAAGAGCCUAUGUCGACCCGGAAAAGUAUGGCUACGAUCCAUCCGAGCAUCGAAACUCCUAUCGUGCCGGACCAGGGGCUGAUGCCAUCGUGUAUGACCAAGGCCAGUAUCACGAGAAAGGGCCUGAGGAGAAGGCAUGGCAGCUGCUGUUCUAUCUGUCUGGCCCCUGCGCUCUUCUUUCCGGUGCCAUCACUCUCUGGACGAUCGUCGCUUUACUGGUCUCGCUCGUGCUUGCACCCCUGCGACUAUGCUCCACACGACCACCGCUUGCAGAACAGCUAAAGAACUUCCUCGCCCCGGCGCUAAACUUGCAGCUGCACCUCGUCUAUUCCCACGACUCGGCAAAUGACUAUAGCGCGCCUAUGCUGGUUGUCAUCCACCUGUUCUCGCCUCUCGUGGCUUUGGGGGUCGCAAUCGCUGCCUGGACAGCGGCCGCCUUUUGGUUCUUUUCCUCCAUCCUCGGCGAUCCCGGUGGUCAUGACGGACACAAUGACGGCAAGGAGAGCAUUUUGGGCGUGAGGAACUGGUGGGAGCGAUGGCUCUCGAGAGGACUGAGGGAGUCUUCAGCAUGA
Molecule: messenger RNA, 924 nt
Organism: Plenodomus lingam JN3
Lineage: Eukaryota; Fungi; Ascomycota; Dothideomycetes; Pleosporales; Leptosphaeriaceae
Source: RefSeq, a predicted model, not a curated record